This is a messenger RNA of Drosophila subpulchrella, 2792 nucleotides long. RefSeq lists its product as uncharacterized. NCBI's taxonomy places the organism in Eukaryota, Metazoa, Arthropoda, Insecta, Diptera, Drosophilidae. Bases 172 to 2724 code for a protein of 850 amino acids. The transcript is spliced from 7 exons. Gene Ontology annotation, molecular function: metal ion binding. The record is from RefSeq and is a predicted model, not a curated record.
AGCUUCGAUAAAAAAAAUAAAAAUGUGACGCUUCCUUGCAGUAGUUUUAUGCGAAUAAAAUAAGUUUGGCAUGGUUUAUUGUUAAAUUUAGAGUGCUAGAAACUAAGUUGAUAAGUACUACUCAUAUUAUCAGUGCAUUUAAUGUCAGGGAUAGCAAAAAAAAAUUGAGAGAUGUCCAAGUCUGGCGAAAAUGACAUACCACCCAACUCAAUAUCCGAGUAUUUGAGCCUUGACUUUGAGAAUUCGCAAAUGGAGGAAGAAAACGGAUCUACCGAUAUGGUUGAGUUAACGGAAUCAACAAAGAUUACGACCAACUUGACCAACGACUUUUCAACAUCCAAGGAAGAAGCUAAUAAAAGUAUUUUGGUUUCAGAUGAUUCCUCCUCCCGUGUCUUAUCUAAAAGUCCAACCAAUGCAAGCAUUCCAAACGAGGUCUCGGAUCCAUCAUCUCACUCCAAUUUUGUAUACAAACCGUUUGAUUACACCCUCCAUGGCCUAACGGAUUUCGAAUCCACCAUUUGUUCCCCGAGGGAGGACUUCUCAGAAUUAACAGACUGUACUUCCUACCUAAGGAACCAAAAUGACAAUUUCAAAAUUGUUACAAGCAGCUCAAAAUGUUUAGUUAAUACCGACUCACUUCUCAAUGAAGAAUCGAUCAAAAGUCCCGUCAGUUCCCAAUUGAAAAAUAGAGUUACCACCCUAGGUGAAGAAGGCGAUCUUAAUGACAUCUUUUGUUCCACAAUGAGAAAUCCAGAGGAAAUGAUUUCCUUGUUUCCAGCAGAUGAGUCUGGAAUAAGCAUUAAAGAUGCCAUAGGUUCUCCAGAUGGAAAUAAUUACCAAAGAAUAAUUGAAAAACCUAAAGACAACCCUGAAGAAUCUAAGCAAAUCGCUGAUAAGAGAAAAUAUAACGAUACUUUGUUGGAGUAUUUACUGGAAGUAACUGAGUUUUCCGAAAAUAUUCCUUCAGAAACUCAGAGAAGUAUGUUUCAACAUAAAGCUAAUGCCUCACAUUUAAAAGAUAUUAAAGUAUCGGGAAAUCUUGAAAAUAAUUCUGAUGAAUUUGGAAAAACUGUUGAUGAGGAAAAAGACAAUAAUGUAUUGAUAAAAAACAAUAGUUUGGAGUUUGGUGAAUUAUCCGAUAAUACCACUUUAGAAAUGCAGCAAGAACAUUUUCGAUCUGUCGAAGAGGCCUUAGAAGUGAAAGGUGCCACUGAUGGCAAAGAUAAUUUAAUCUGUCAACUUAAAAUCAUGCAAAGUCCAAAAAGCAAUGCUUUAGACAUUAGGGAUACCGUUGGCGGAGGAACCAUUAAUGAUACAUAUGAAUCGGGUGAGUUAUCUAAAGAUACCACUUCGGAGAUGCACCAAGAACAGCCUACUCACAGGACAUCAGAUGUGGAAGAUGGCGAAGUAUCCGACGAAGAAAAUGAUGCCCCAAAUGAUUUACCCACCGAAACGAUAGCUGGUCAGGCUGAAAACGAAUUGAGCAAGCUAAUAAAGUCGGAACAUGAUCGUUUUGGAUCUGCUGAUAUUGAAGAUGGCGAGGUAUCCGGCGAAGAUGAUGAUAAUGAACCAAUUAAAGAGCCCAAAGAAGCAGAUAACGUUAUGCCAAUCUGUCGAUUUCACAUGCGCAACGCGUGCUAUUGGGGCAGCAAGUGUCGGUUUCGUCAUCCGAAGUUGGGCAACAAGGGCAACUAUGAGAUGUUUGAAAAAAAGGUGCUGCCAGGAACCGCACCGAUUCCACCAGGAUGGCAAGCUUUUACCGCACCAAGUAUUGAUACCUUCCAAACGACACAAGCCGCGAAAAUAACAUGGCGGCUUGGAAGCGCGGCAAAAACGAGAUUCAACGACAUGGACAGCGACCCCUACUACUCGCAAAACGGACAUGAGCGUGUUCCCCUUCUGCCGACCCCCACAUUCGAUGAACUAUUGAUGGCGCAAAAGAAGUAUCAAAACCAGACAAUCUGCCAGCCGCCGAUACCCCCAAAACCCAAACCGAUUAAGUGGGAGAGUCGCCUAAGCAGCAGCUCACCUUCUCCUAGUCCUAACGUCUCACCAAGUCGAUUGUCCAAAAAUAUACGAUCAAUUUCGCGGCCAACAUCAACGUCCUCCAGACCCUCGAUCAAACGUCCUCGUUCGCCAAGUCCUCCAAGGACCUUUGUCAACAAAAGUCGAGGACCUCGAACUCCAUCAUGCAGCCCUCCAAGGCGUGUCAGUAUCAUGGUACGCCCUGAACCAAAACAGCAAAGUCUCAGCCACAGCACCGACAAUUCUAGUGAUUCCUCCGAGUCGACCAGCUAUGAAUCCACCACCGAAAGCUCCGAUGACUUCUCUUCUUCCUCUGAAUCUGAUGCCAGGGAAGCGAGCUCUAAACGCGCUUGGAAAACAAGCACAUCAUCAUCGGGAUCACCGGAGAAAUAUACAUCAAGAAAUGAAGAACCAUCUUCAUCGAAAUAUGCAGAAAAGCGACAUUCAAAGGCUUCCAAAUCUGAAACUCGAAAGCAAUCGCACACACAAACUCCUUCAAAAUCAGCGACAAAAACUCCAGCUAGAAAUCCUCUAAAAGUAAUGCCCAAUGCACCAAAAAAACCUCGCAGCGCAAUGGAUACUUCCCUCAGUACCAAAAAGAAAAUGUCUCGACAGAAAUAUUUACUAAUGAAACUUUUGCGCGUGGAGGAGCAAAUCGCCAAGAAGAAAAAGAAGCGUUUGAAAACUGCUAAAGUAUAAUAUUUGUAUUUGAUUCCAGUAUUCAUCUAAUAAAACAUAUAUUUUUUUCUUAAUGUUAAUUUUAAAAA